ACAGAUCCAUCCAUGGAGAGCGGAGGCGACGCCGGCGAUCGGCGGUGGCCGGAGUCGCAGGGGAACGAAGAGAAGUCACAGGUUCCUAGCUCCCUCGAUCCAAACAACACGGAGGAUGAACACCAGGAGGAGAACAACUCGGAGGACGAGGAAGAAGAGCAAGAGGAAUUCUUGUACGAAAUCGAUGACGACCACUAUGUGCCGGAAACCUACGGCUUCAUGGGCUGCAAGCACAGCGACGGAUCCAUCUACAGGCCCGACUCCCACCCAUUCCACCGCCACUACCGCCUGGGCGACACCCGCGAGACUCGCCUGUGGCCCAAAAGGCUGACGAGUCCGACCGAUCGUUGCCGCCCAUGCUGGAACGCUUGUGAGGUACACGUCGGCUGCCGCAUGAUGCAAAUCUUCUCCGUCAAGAUAGCAGCUCUGUCCGCCGCCGCCGAUGACAACAGCGGCGCUCCGGUUCAGAUCUACGGCUUCAUGGCUGCCAGGGACCUAUAUGAACCACUGCGUAACUAUGUCUUCAACCGCAGCCGGGAUGAUCCCUUCGUUCUGCCCGGCCACUACUCCGAUCCCGAUUCGCUCAUAAAAAUGUCGGGCCCUAAGCGAGGCAUCUCGCUGCAAAACCCUGCCUUGAUCGAGUACGACCUCAAGAUCAAGAAAGGGGAGGAGGAAAAGGAUGACUUGUAGCUCAUCGACGGGGUGACCAGCUUCAGCGACCUUACACCAUUCCACGGGGUGUAUAGCCGGCGGAUCCAUGGCAUCCAUGGCACCGUAGAUAUCAGCUUAGCACUUAUCCGCGAUGGGAAGGAAGGCACUAUACAAGUCAGGAUUCUGAGGCUAAUAAAUGACGGCAUACACCUAUCCCUCUCUUGCUUAGUCCACCAAAUACCUGAGGAAAUCAAGCUCUUCGAUGGCAUCGUUGCUAAGCCAUCAUAUCUCGGUGACUUUGUGGUUGCCGCACCCCUACGCACUGUGCUAAUUCUGGAUUUCAAGAUUACGCCGGUGGGUGCGGCGGUGGCUGUCAGCAAAAAUGAUGACUCCAAGCAUAUCCGUCGCUUCUGCAACUUCAAGGUUACCGCUCAUUUAGGUACUAUUGAACGAAUCCACCAUGAUUUCGCAACUAUAGAUACGGUGCUUCAGUGAUCGAAUUUGAUGGAGUAAUUCACUAGACUAGUGGUGCUUUUGUCCCCUCUGUUCGUUUCAUCAAUUCGGCAUGUCAUUUAAUCCUCGGAAUAUUAUCUCUAAAGGACUCAUGACGAAUUUUAU
Oryza sativa Japonica Group (Japanese rice) is the source of this 1269-nucleotide messenger RNA. RefSeq lists its product as uncharacterized. The record is from RefSeq and is a predicted model, not a curated record. Lineage: Eukaryota; Viridiplantae; Streptophyta; Magnoliopsida; Poales; Poaceae.